GAAAACUUGGCAACCGGAAGAAGUGAUUGUGUAAAUUCGAGAAUUUACUUAUAUUUUGGAAUGCCUAAUAAUCAGGGUAGAAUUGAGAAAUACCAUUCUUACUGCGAUGAUGAUAUAAUCGAUUGGUCGACUGAAGCUACUGCCAUCAUUGAAGAUAUAGCCCAACAUAUUAAAGAAGCGACACUUUCCAAAAUUCUCAAGCCGACACUCUCGGAAUCUUUCAUGAAUUUGACGACAUUGGAAGAUAAACGAAUGUGCAUCAAAGUGAGCGCCGUCGGGUUAGAGGUAGUCGGAGAUGAAUAUGAUCAAAACGAAAAAGAUCGUUUAGAACUUAAGCGCUACGAAACGCCCUACGCUCUACUCUCGGAUCUAUCCCCAUCCUACAUAAACGCUUUCGGAAACAAUCUUGAAAAUGCAUUAAAACAGUAUCUUGAAACAUCUUCUAACAAGUGAAGCGAAUCGUGAAUAAAUGUUGCUAUGUAUACAUUUGAAGAAUAAAUCCUGUUUA
Anopheles darlingi is the source of this 508-nucleotide messenger RNA. Its product is annotated as GSK3-beta interaction protein. The coding region runs from base 61 to 453 and encodes 130 amino acids. Lineage: Eukaryota; Metazoa; Arthropoda; Insecta; Diptera; Culicidae. Gene Ontology annotation, biological process: regulation of canonical Wnt signaling pathway. Gene Ontology annotation, molecular function: kinase regulator activity; protein kinase A binding. Gene Ontology annotation, cellular component: cytoplasm. The transcript has a single exon. The record is from RefSeq and is a predicted model, not a curated record.